GAACCAUGGCAACGACAGCUCUGACCGGGUUCUCUAUGAUGAGCCUGCUCAGCCUCGGGUACCUGACCUGGGACCUGAUGAGUCCUAAUCAGGUGGAAAACGAGGGAGAGCAAACUUUCGUUGACAGAUCUCCUGUCCAGCAGCCUCCUCACAUCAUUUUCAUCAUGACAGACGAUCAGGGAUUCAACGACAUCGGCUACCACAGCUCUGACAUCAGGACGCCGGCGCUGGACAAGCUGGCAGCGGACGGAGUGAAGCUGGAGAGUUAUUACAUCCAACCCAUCUGCACCCCGUCCCGCAGUCAGCUCAUCACCGGCAGGUACCAGAUUCACACCGGCCUGCAGCACUCCAUCAUCCGGCCCCGCCAGCCCAACUGCCUGCCCUUUGACCAGGUCACCCUCCCCCAGAGACUGCAGGAGCUCGGCUACUCCACCCACAUGGUCGGCAAGUGGCAUCUGGGCUUCUACAAGAAGGAGUGCCUACCCACUCGCCGUGGUUUUGACACAUACUUUGGCUCCCUAACGGGCAGUGUGAACUACUACACCUAUGACUCCUGUGACGGCCCUGGGAUGUGUGGCUUCGACCUCCAUGAGGGGGAGUCGGUCGCCUGGGGUCAGAGGGGCAAAUACUCCACCCAUCUAUAUACACAGAGAGUCCGCAAGAUCCUGGCAACCCAUGAUCCUCAGUCCCAGCCGCUGUUUAUCUUCCUCUCCUUCCAAGCUGUUCAUACACCAUUGCAGUCUCCGCGGGAGUACAUCUACCCGUACCGUGGGCUGGAAAAUGUGGCACGCCGGAAAUAUGCUGCCAUGGUCUCAGCCGUAGACGAGGCGGUGCGCAAUAUAACAUAUGCUCUCCGCAAGUAUGAUUACUACCAGAACAGUGUCAUCAUCUUCUCUACUGACAACGGUGGCCAACCAUUGUCUGGCGGCAGUAACUGGCCACUCAGAGGACGUAAAGGCACCUACUGGGAAGGUGGUGUGCGCGGUCUGGGGUUCGUCCACAGCCCUCUCUUGAGGAAGAAGAGGAGGGUGAGUAAAGCCCUGGUGCACAUCACUGACUGGUACCCCACACUGGUGGGAUUAGCAGGUGGCAAUGAGUCGCUGACCGAGGGGGUGGAUGGGUAUGAUGUUUGGGAGGCCAUCAGUGAGGGGAAGGAGUCACCCAGGUUGGAGAUCCUCCAUAAUAUUGAUCCUCUGUAUAACCAUGCACGCAGUGGCUCCCUGCAGAAAGGAUUUGGGAUUUGGAAUACAGCUGUGCAGGCCUCCAUUCGAGCUGGAGACUGGAAACUACUGACAGGAGACCCUGGCUACGGAGACUGGACACCACCACAGAUGCUUCCAGGUUUCCCCGGCAGCUGGUGGAAUCUGGAGCGCCACACUGAACCCCGGAAAUCUGUCUGGCUUUUCAACAUCUCCGGAGACCCCUAUGAACGUUUUGACCUUUCUGAGCAGAGACCAGAUGUUGUCAAAGAGCUGCUGGCUAGAUUGGUGUACUACAAUCGCACUGCUGUGCCAGUAAGGUACCCAUCAGAGGACCUACGGGCUGCCCCCGACCUGAAUGGAGGUGCCUGGGUGCCCUGGGUAGCAGAUGAAGAGGAGGACAGCUGGGACAGUGUCUACCAGAAAAAUAACAAGGAUUGGAAGAAGAAGCUUAAACUGUCCAAAAGCAGGUCGUUUUUCAGGAGACUCAACACAAGGAUCAUGUCCAACAGGAUAUAGAAAGGACAUGGUGCUUCGGAAGGACAAAGUCAUAUGAAGGAGAGUUCUGUUUGUGGAUGGAACUUUUUGAAGAUGUGUUUGUGUUUGUGUUUGUGUUGAACAAAUAACCAAGACUUUUCAGGCUCCGGCUACAGUUACUGUUCAGUCUCUGUAGAAGAACUGAUGAAAGAAGUCCGAUGAAAGCAUUAAUUGUUCAACUGGUUUGUAUCCACUUUAAAUAAAAAAUAUGUGUGACCCUAAAUUUAAUAUUCAGUUCUGAAAAAUUAGGGUUGAUUCCAUCUUACAAGAUGAUACAAGUAUGUAAGCAAAUGUGUUUUGUUAGCGUACAAAAAAACUGUUCUCCAGAGAGUGUGAGAGAAAUACAAAAUUGUUUUUUAUAUAAUGACAAUCACUGGGUUUGACACGGAUGACAAGGUGACAAAGACAAAUCAUCUGCAACCAUUUGUAACUAUAAUGAAUACAACUGAUGACUACCUCUCUGUCAAUGUGACAUUAGAAUGAUUUAUUGAAACUCCAGUUCUAAACUUAUUCUAUCUGUUGAUUUAGGUAAUUUAAAAUAGAAGAAUAAUAUUAGAAGAAUAUAAUUUUUUUACUUGUUGGGGAAAGCAUCUUGAUAAAAGUUUACAACUCUGAGUCUUUAUGCCAAGUGUCCUUUUCUGUUCAUCAUAUUCUAUUUAUCACAUUUUGAAUUAAAAUUUGCUUAAAGGUC
This is a messenger RNA of Dicentrarchus labrax (European seabass), 2427 nucleotides long. RefSeq names its product arylsulfatase family, member Ia (gene arsia). The coding region runs from base 6 to 1718 and encodes 570 amino acids. The transcript has 2 exons. The record is from RefSeq and is a predicted model, not a curated record. NCBI's taxonomy places the organism in Eukaryota, Metazoa, Chordata, Actinopteri, Moronidae.